This is a messenger RNA of Triplophysa dalaica, 917 nucleotides long. RefSeq names its product trafficking protein particle complex subunit 6B (gene trappc6b). The coding region runs from base 208 to 681 and encodes 157 amino acids. Gene Ontology annotation, cellular component: TRAPP complex; cis-Golgi network; trans-Golgi network. Gene Ontology annotation, biological process: regulation of GTPase activity; endoplasmic reticulum to Golgi vesicle-mediated transport. The transcript is spliced from 6 exons. Lineage: Eukaryota; Metazoa; Chordata; Actinopteri; Cypriniformes; Nemacheilidae. The record is from RefSeq and is a predicted model, not a curated record.
GUAGAGCUGACGCGGAGGACCUCUUGAUAAAAAAAGUAAGGGAGCAGUCAAAAACACUGGCGAAAUAUUUUAAUUGAAUGUAUAUAUUCACACCGUGUUUAUUUUCUAUCUGAAGUAGUCGCUGUCUGUCGAUACGUACACUUGUUCGUGUCGUGUAGUUUUUGUCGCCUGUCAGAUUCAGCCUGGCACUGGCCGAACUGGGGUGGGAUGGCAGACGAGGCUCUUUUCCAGUUCCUGCACAGUGAAAUUAUUCAGUAUGUCAACGGUGUAGAAUGCGGGGAGUCGGAAAAUGGACGAUGCGUUUCUAAACUUGAGAAUAUGGGGUUUCGUGUGGGACAAGGACUUAUUGAAAGGUUUACCAAAGACACGCCACGUUUCAAAGAUGAGCUUGAUGUCAUGAAGUUUAUCUGCAAAGAUUUCUGGACCAGUGUUUUUAAGAAGCAAAUUGACAACCUGAGAACCAAUCACCAGGGUAUUUAUGUGCUACAAGAUAAUAAGUUCCGCUUGCUGACCCAACUGUCUGCAGGCAAACAGCAUCUAGAACAUGCACCGAAGUUUUUGGCCUUCACCUGCGGCCUGGUCCGGGGAGCACUUUCAAAUAUUGGUGUUAAAAGUAUCGUCACUGCAGAAGUGUCUGUCAUGCCAGCCUGUAAAUUCCAGGUGAUGGUCCAGAAGAUGUGAUGGACAACACAAAGAGCAUAUUGUUCAUAACAUUUAGUUUUAAUUGCCUUUCAUUUUAAUUGCUGAUGACACUAUGAUUUUUAUUUGCAUUAACUAAUUGCAUCAAAAGUGUUUUGACAUGUAGAUGUCAAGCCUCAUUGUAUUGUAUUAUGUCCGUUUUUUACAUCCCCUGUGCACACUGUAUUUUGUUAUUUCAUUUUGCACUGAUAACAUUAAAAUCUGAAAUCCUGGAAUGA